This is a messenger RNA of Setaria italica (foxtail millet), 993 nucleotides long. RefSeq names its product DNA polymerase epsilon subunit 3. Lineage: Eukaryota; Viridiplantae; Streptophyta; Magnoliopsida; Poales; Poaceae. Gene Ontology annotation, cellular component: CHRAC; epsilon DNA polymerase complex. The coding region runs from base 176 to 697 and encodes 173 amino acids. The transcript has 3 exons. The record is from RefSeq and is a predicted model, not a curated record. Gene Ontology annotation, molecular function: chromatin DNA binding; protein heterodimerization activity. Gene Ontology annotation, biological process: DNA damage response; heterochromatin formation; leading strand elongation.
CACGGUCGCAGCCUGAAAACUCCGACACGGAGCGGUGGGCGGGAAAGGGAGAAAAGAGGGCGGGAAAGCCCACCGAUUUUGCUAGGGUUCGCGGCUUCCGCUCCUCACUCCAUAGUCCAUACUGCUCACCGCCACCGCCACCAGCCGUCCCGCGCCACGAGAGGAGGGAGGGACGAUGGCGCGGAAGCGGACGAAGGAAGCCGAACCCCAGCCGGCGGCGGCCGCGCAAGAGGAGCCCGCUCCGGCACCGGCGGCGCCGGCGGCCGCGAUGACCGAGGCGGAGGUGGAGGAGCUGCCCAAGGCCAUCGUGCGCCGCCUGGUCAAGGACAAGCUCGCCCACAUCGCCGGCGGCGGGGAAGGAGCGGAGGUCAUCGUCAACAAGGACGCCAUGGCCGCGUUCGCCGAGAGCGCCCGCAUCUUCAUCCACUACCUCUCCGCCACUGCCAAUGAUAUGUGCAAAGAAUCAAAGAGGCAGACCAUCAAUGCUGAUGAUGUCCUCAAUGCGCUUGACGAGAUGGACUUUCCAGAGUUUGUAGAGCCCCUUAGGACCUCACUGCAAGAGUUCAGAAACAAAAAUGCAGAUAGAAGGUCAGAAGCAAACAAAAAGCAAAAGGAAAAGAGAAGGAAACUAAAUGAAGAGCCUCAUCCGCAGAACGAAAAUGAUCCAGUUGAUGAUGCCAAGGAGGAUGACGAUUAGCUCUGCAGAAGUGAUAGUUACAUGCGGAAAACCAACAUAUGUUAGUGUUUAUGUUGUAAGUUGUAUGCUCUAUGUGCUCCAUGUUACCUCAGUACUGCAACACUUUCUGUAGACUUGAUAGGGAGCUGUAUAAUUCAAGUGCCCAGCUGCUAUCAGGUUCCGACUCUGUCUGGUGGUGCAAUUAGAAUUCUGUUCCUGAUAAUGUUUUUCUGAAUGACAUCAGCAAUAUCUUGGUUGCAAAUUACUGGUUUUAUUCAACCACUAGUUGAAUGCAUCAUAUCUCGUUUAAAUGUUCA